Messenger RNA from Papilio xuthus (Asian swallowtail), 5321 nucleotides. RefSeq names its product HECT and RLD domain containing E3 ubiquitin ligase 4 (gene Herc4). Bases 280 to 3492 code for a protein of 1070 amino acids. NCBI's taxonomy places the organism in Eukaryota, Metazoa, Arthropoda, Insecta, Lepidoptera, Papilionidae. The record is from RefSeq and is a predicted model, not a curated record. Gene Ontology annotation, molecular function: ubiquitin-protein transferase activity. The transcript is spliced from 21 exons.
CAAUCUAUGUCAACUCUAGUUUAUGGUCGGUUUGUGGCCGAAAAUCUGAAAAACUGAGAUUGUUCUCGAUUCCGAAUACAUUACUUUUCGGUGAAUACCUGAUUAUAGAAAAAUCAGUAUAAUGUUACAGAAAAUUCGCCGGUAGUUCUUUUAUGUUAACAAUAAAUUCAGUAGUAAACACAUUUUUAUCUCCAAUGCUUUCACAAUAUUAUUUGUGUAGGUUACUUUAUAAAUAGUUAAAUUCAUUCAAUUUACUUUUGUGAAAUCUAAAGAAUAAAGAUGUUUUGUUGGGGUAAUUCAACUCAUCAUGAGUUGUAUAUAAAUGGUGCAGAUAUUAAAGAUUUGGUAAUAAAACCAACAUUAUCAAAAUGGAAAGAAAGCAAUCACUUACAAGUUGUAGCUGCUGGAGAAUUUCAUACCCUUUAUCUAACAAACAAUGGACAUUUGUAUUCUUGUGGAAGUAAUGAUGUGGGCCAACUUGGACGUCAUACACAAAGCAGUGAUGGAGAAACCCCAGAUUUGGUGGAAACUUUUAAAGGCUGUACAAUAUCAACAGUAGCAUGUGGCAUUCAGCACUCAAUGGCCCUGGAUGAAUGGGGUCAACCAUUCAGUUGGGGUUCGGACAGUAUGGGACAACUGGGGAGCAAUCUUGGUGCUCAUGCUCAAGACAAGCCCAAAAUUAUUAAGUUCCUUGCAGCAAAAAGUGUAAUACAGAUUGCAUGCGGAUCUUAUCACUCCAUUGCUCUAACAAAUAAUGGUGAUCUAUAUUCUUGGGGUGCAAAUAGUUAUGGACAAUGUGGCUUGGGAAAUAUGACAAACAAGGAAACCACUCCACAACAGAUUACAUCAUUGUUUGGUGUGCCUAUAGCAUUGGUGGCUUGUGGUAGUAACCACACAUUUGUUUUAUCUAAAUCCGGUGCAGUUUUUGGUUGGGGUAAAAAUAGCAAUGGACAAUUGGGCCUACAAGACAGGGAAAAUAGAUAUUAUCCUACACAUUUGAAAACAUUGAGAAAUGUUAAGGUGUGUCAUAUAUCAUGCGGGGAAGAUUUCACAGCAUUUCUGACAUUGGAUGGAGGUGUGUUUACUUGCGGCUCGGGAGAGUAUGGUCAGACUGGUCAUGGAACCACCAGGGAUGAGCUAGUUCCUAAGAAGGUGAUGGAACUUAUGGGUAGUACGGUGACGCAAGUAGCCAGCGGACGCCGUCACCUGCUGUGUGUGGUCGGGGACCGCAUCCUGGCAUGCGGGUAUGGUGCGCGCGGUCAGCUCGGCUGCCCUCACAUGACCUUCGCUUUGGCACCCACACCGGUACCCUUCACACCUAAUGAUGAUUCACCGACUGAUAAUAUUGGACAAAGUAAGCCCCGGAAGAAAUCCAAGAUGGACAAGGCUAGGAGUUCUAGCAAAGGCAGCGGGCGGUUCUCUAAACUUGACUUCAUAUCGGAUAUAUUCAGUGGUCCAAUAAAAGUGUUUGCGGGAGGUGACCACAGUUUUCUUAUAAUGAGCAACGAUAAAACUCUGUCAGACUUUAGAGUGCCUGAUGCUAAGAAACAGAUACUAACCCUCACAUUGCCGAGACUUGCUGCGUGUGAAAUGUUCAAAGAUGAUGAUACUGUCAAUCAAGAUUUGAUGGCAUAUUUGGAGACAGUGUUUGGUUCACUGGCAUGCAUAAACGGUUCAUUCCUGCAGGCGAACAGUGCUCACUACGGAUGCAACACCAAAGUGCCCGGCGUCGAUUUAAAGAGAGCACAAGAAGCGUUCACACUUAUAAGCAGAUUUGAAAAUACAUCUAUAAAAAAUCUUAUUUUCGCUCACUUAACAGAGAAUAUAAUAAAGAAAAUGAAAGCAUCACCACCUGACGCUGAGGUACUCCGAGUAUUCUUGAUAGUACCGCUAUACCAUGAGAUGAGAAACCCACGUCGUCAUCCUGAAUUACAGGGUCCUUUUGCAGAAGCAUUUAAUAAAUUAGCUACGUACCCACAAAAGAUCGUGCAAUUGUGGUGGGAAGCGCAACCAACUGAUUACUUUGAAAUGCUCGUGGAUAUAUUCAAGAGUGUUAUUGUUUACGAAUUACAUAGUGUAGUGCGAGUUAAUAAGAAAUUAUCGUUCACACACAGUAUAGUGCAGAUUUUGAAUGCAUUAUCAUUCUUGAAUAAAAUUAAUUUCGUGAAUCCAAAGAAACCCAAAAUUCCAGCGGAAUGUUUUUACAUAGAUGAUCUGUGCGACUAUGUGGACAUCGCGACGGAUUACAUACAUUGGCUUGCUGAUCAAGAUUCUUCACAACCGCAUAUGUGUAACUACGCGUUCUUAUUCGACGUGCAAUGCAAGUCUUUGCUAUUGAAGAUAGACCAGCAAGUGCAGAUGCAGAUGGCCAUCAGCAGAGCGGCCACGCAGAUACUGACACGCCUCUUCUUUGAUCCCACCUUCGAGUACCAGAGGAACCAAUUCCUGAACCUCACGGUCUCGAGGAAUCAUCUGGUGAGGGAUACCAUGAUGCAGAUCAGCAGCCAUGAUACCUCACAGCUCAAGAAACCGCUUAGAGUAGAAUUCGUGGGUGAGGAGGCGGAGGACGCGGGCGGCGUGCGCAAGGAAUUCUUCAUGCUGCUGCUCAAGGAGAUCUUCGACCCUGUCUACGGCAUGUUCAAGCAGUCCGAGGAGACCAACAUGAUAUGGUUCUCUAACAACCCCUUUGAAGAUGACGUCAUGUACUAUUUGAUUGGUGCAAUAUAUGGUCUAGCUAUAUAUAAUUCAAUAAUUAUAUACGUUCCGUUCCCAUUGGUGUUGUACAAGAAGCUGCUCGGGGAGUCAGUUAUGUUGGAUGAUCUGUCGGAUUUGUAUCCAACAUUAGCCAACAGUUUGAGGAGUUUGUUAGAGUAUCCAGAUGAAGAUGUUGAGGAGGUGUUCAGUUUAUGUUUUGCGGUGAACACGAUCGUGUUCGAUGAGAUUCAAGUGCACAAUCUGAAGGAGAACGGCGAGAAUAUUCCUGUCACGCACGAGAACAAGGAGGAGUACGUAGAGUUGUACGUCGACUUUCUGCUCAACAAAUCUGUGCUUAAUCAGUUCAAAGCUUUUGAUCAAGGAUUCCAAAAGGUGUGCGGAGGUAGGAUUAUAAAGUUGUUCAGGUCGCACGAGCUGAUGUCUGUGGUGAUCGGCAAUGAGGAGUACGACUGGGAAAUGUUUGAGAACAAUUGCGAAUAUAAAAAUGGUUACACUUCUAGUGAUCCACAGAUUAGAUGGUUCUGGGAGGUGUUCCACGAGCUAUCUCUGGAGGACAAAAAGAAAUUUCUGCUGUUCCUGACGGGCAGUGACCGCGUCCCCAUACAGGGUAUGAGGGAUAUCAAAAUCAGAAUACAGCCGGUAGCAGACGAAAGGUUUUACCCAGUAGCGCACACAUGCUUCAAUCUUCUCGACUUACCGCGAUACAACACCAAAGAAAGGCUAAAGUACUAUCUCUUACAGGCCAUACAACAGACGCAAGGCUUCUCCUUAGUGUGAACACACCAUAUAAUAGUCCUAUCGAAUGUAAUUCGAUUACGAAUUGGUUAUUUUAUUAUGUUGUAGAAAUCGUAUUGAAUCAAAAAUAGGCAGUUUGGAUGUUGAAUUGACAAUAAGAUUUAUAAAUAUUUUUUUAACUACAAAUAUAAAUUCGCGACCCUAUCAGUAUGUUAUUCAAUUUCUGGGCACUAUUGUAAUGUACCCAGGAUUUUUUUAUUCUUAUAUGUAUAGUCAUGACUAGUUUACUUUUAUUUUUAUUGAUACUACCUCGCGUUUACAAAAUCAGAAUAAUUUGUAUUUUGCAGUUUAUCCGUCCGGUUUUCACACGUACAAAUAAAGUGAAACUUUAAAUCGCCUCAAAUUAUAAGGAGACAAGGAUCUUGUGAUCGUCAGAACAUAUCUGAACUAACAAUUCAUCUCGACAGAGUCGUUUGACCAAUGAGUGAACGGCAGUUGCACGUUUUGGUGUUGCCAUUUUCAUAAUAAUAAAAUUCCAUAAAAAUAUCACGCACGAUAACACAUAGGUUAGUUUGCUAAUUUGUUUGAAUGUAUCAAUUUAAAUUAGGAAUUACUACGAGAACUUAGGUUAUAAAUUGCAAAUCAAUUGCUUGGGAUUGCAAUACAACUUUUGGUAGAAUUUAGGAAAUUUUUUGUCACUGGUAACCCUAAAAACUUUGCGCCCCUGUCAAUGUCAAAAAACUGCCAUAAGAUCCUUGUGGCACCAUAACAUGAGAUGAUAUCGCAAUUACGCUCUGCAAAAAUACUAUUUUUGAUUCUUUACGAACUAAAUGAUGUUUUGGAAUGUUGACAAGUUGUACUAGGGACACACCUUUAGUGCGCGGUUAGUUUAUAAUAAAAUAAUAUGGUGAGCCUCCACUGUCGUAGCAUUUGUGUCAUAACAAUAUUUCCUUCUCACUCAUUUGCUGAAGAAGACAGAGACAACAAUAAUGUUCCUAUACAUGUGCUACGACAAUUCACUAUUAGAUAAAUUCUAAAUUGAUUUUAUUUCGAAAAUCACAAUACACCUAUAGAUUUAUAGGAUGCCUGCAAGAUAAACAGCUUUUUGUUACCAUUAGUGUUUGGGAGUUCGGCUAUUGUAUGUGAUCGUUGUUAAUAAGGUAAAAAGAUCAAAGUACAUUUUAAAUUAUGUCAAAGAUAAACCAGUUAUAUUGUUUUUUUUUUAAAUUAUGUUAAAGCUUAAAACUUAUAGUUUUGAAAUAAUAUGUGCCACUGGUUUUGUUAUAACUUGAUGCUUAACUUCAAUUAUGGUUAAAGUGUCCAAACUUUCAUAACACAUUAUUAUAAACUAAAUAAAAAUUACUAUACAAAUACACUUAAUUUGGUGUCAGCACAGACUAGUUUUCACCCCACCAGGGACUCUAAAGAAGGGCCCUAUGUCUAAAGAAGGGCCCUUCUUUAGAUAGAAGCGGCUCGUAAUGUACGAAAGUGUAGUAGUUAUUAUUUAAUGUUUAAAAAACUGUUUGUGUUUAUAUUUGUAUGUUUUCAUCAAAAAAUUACACAUAUGUGUUAAAGAUAAACUGUCACUAGCUUUUCAUAACCACAGCGAGAAAUUUAAACUAGUCUAUGAAAUAUAAGACAAUAAUACAGUAGUUUGGUAUUUAUAAUUUUUUGUUCACGACAUUUAAAUUUAUAUUUAACAUAUAAUUAAAACUGAACUUUAUUCUAUAAGAAAUACGGCCUAUAAUGUGUGACGUGACAGUGGUCAAUCUGUCGCUACAGUGGGCACAAAUUUAUGCAUGAUAUUUUUUUAAUAAUACUCCGAAGAAUAAAUUAUAAUUGCUUAAAACCUUCUUUUGAAAUUUAAUGAA